Messenger RNA from Bactrocera dorsalis (oriental fruit fly), 1083 nucleotides. RefSeq lists its product as uncharacterized. Bases 141 to 842 code for a protein of 233 amino acids. NCBI's taxonomy places the organism in Eukaryota, Metazoa, Arthropoda, Insecta, Diptera, Tephritidae. Gene Ontology annotation, molecular function: chitin binding. Gene Ontology annotation, cellular component: extracellular region. The transcript has a single exon. The record is from RefSeq and is a predicted model, not a curated record.
AAAUACCACCGAAACGACAGAGCAACCGCGGCAGGCAGCAAAUUCAAGUGUAGAACAGCAGCUAAUUUUGCUAAAGCAAAUCAAAACAUUUGAGUUUUUCUCUUAUUUUGUCGGGUACUCGAGUUUUCUCAACUCGUUUCAUGCAAUCACACAAGAUGUGCUCUCUAAAUAUACUUUUUUGCUCAAUACAACUAAUCGUUAUCACUAGUAUGCUAUUGGCAACAAUGUUGCUGCAACAUGUUGAUGCCGCACCCGAAUUUGUUUCACACAAAGCUUGUAACGAUGCGGCGCCGGGUACUAUUGUCGCCAAUCCAGGCAAUUGCAGUCAAUAUAUCAUUUGUAACGGUUUGCGUUCGGCGCUGGGCGAAUGUGCGGCCAAUACAUACUUCAAUCCGAAUGUGUUGUCAUGCGACAAAACGUCUGUGGCUUGCAGCGGCAACAACAGCAGCACAGCAGUGACAGCAACAACAGCGGAGUCCACAGCUACAACAGUUACCGCAGCUGAGGUGUCGGCUGCGUCCAUUUUCCUGUUUACUACACGCCGCCCACUCAAUACUUAUACGCGUCCGCUCGGCAAUAACCGCCCCGGCAGCACAUCUUAUAUACAGAGUCCAUCCUUGGCGUCGGUGUUGGCGCCGGCGCCAACUUAUGGUCGUCCUGUCUGCACUAGCUGGUACGAUCAGCAAUUCCCGCAUCCCAACAACUGUGAGUACUAUUUCCAUUGUGUUGGCGGCUUUCUCAGUGUGCGCCGUUGCUAUUUCGGUUUUGGCUGGGACUUGGAUCGCCAGCAGUGUGUGCCCAUGCAGCAGGCGAAAUGCUUCCGCCCAAUGCUUGUACGUUAGUUAGCCGCUGCACUGUCUUUGUUUUGUAUUCUUUAGUUGUUGACAUUUUGUUUAAUGCACAAAUUUGUUAUUUGCUUGUUUUUAUUAUUAUUGCGCAAUGUUUUGGUGCAUGACAUACUUAUACAUAUGUAUGUACUGAGAACAUUCAUUCAGUUGUAUGAAAAUAGUUUAAGUGUAGCAUUAAGUGUUUAAAAGUAACAAUAAAAUUAUUUAAAUAAAUUAAAUUUUUUGUUAAAAUGAA